GGCAUGACUCGGGGAGGGGAUCCCUGCCGCCUCCCCCUCCGUCGCCGACGGCUCCUGGCUGCUCCGUGGCGCAGAGCGGCUCCCGCCCGAGGCUCGUCUUCUCAGAGGAGGCGGAGGCGGAGGAGAAGUGCGGCGGCCGCGCUGGCUGGGCUGACGGCUCCCGCGGAGAUGUGGCAAGAAGUCCACGCAGCGGCUCCUCACGUGGGAAUCUCGUGGCUCCUGAAAUGUGGACGCUGCCAGUGGGGGAGAAAAGUGGCCACGCGUGGGUCCCGUCAGGCUUGGGCAGGCAUUUUAUCCUUGACUCUCAGCGGGGCUGCUGGAAUAGGUGUCCAGAGAGGAGAGUUCACAAGAGGCAGCUCCGUUUGGGUUUCUAGUUGCCAGGGCUCUGGGAUAGGAUAUGCACAAGGUAGAAUGGAGUGGAGAUCAGAGAGGCCAAGGCACAGUUCAGACAGGUCUCUCUCUGCCUACAGGAGUUUGCCUACCCAACCAGUGCAACACAGGGAGCAGGGUUUGUGGCGAGCAAUCACCCUGCUGUCUUUGUUUGCGGGGGCCGUUACUGCAACUCCACAGACAUGGCAUCACAACCAGACACUGGGAGCAGCCUCCUAUGGAAAUGUGGGCACAGCUAGUCCAGCCUCAUUGGAAGAGAACAGCAAGGAAGCACCAUCUCUGGAUGCAUGGGGCCAUUGGCAUGGGGACAACAUGACAUUGCAAGGGGUGAGUUCCUCAGAACUGCUUAGGGCUGAGCGGUCCCCAUCAGAUUCCAGCAGAGGCAAGAAAGGUUCCAACAAAGAAAGGCAUAAGAAGCGCAACCGCCACUGCCGCCUGCACAGCCUCAGGCUCAAGGUGCGGGACCUGGGACUUGGCUUUGAAUCAGAGGAGCUUGUACUGUUCAGCUACUGCAAUGGGUCGUGUGCGUCAGCCCGCACAAACUAUGACCUGACCUUGCAAAACCUGCUACAGAUAAACGUUCUAACGCGUGACAAACAUCUCUCCUCCAAUCCCUGCUGCCGCCCUGUUCGGUAUGAAGUUGUGUCCUUCAUGGAUGUGCAGAAUUCUUGGCAUACUGUGGACAACCUCUCAGCAGCAGAAUGCAAGUGUGUGGGCUGAAGGAACUGCCCACCUGCUUGGAGCUCACAGAGUCACCUACUUGACAGGUGUUAGUGCCCAGGCUACAGCAGUGUCAAGAGCCUGUUCUGUCUGGGACACAGGAGGAGGAGGGUUGUGGGGCAUGGUGGGCCUUUGUUGCCAGGCAGAAACUGCAAGUGGUGAAUAAACAAGAGAGAAGUGUGGCUCAGACAUGUCUGGGGCUCCAGCUGCAUCCUUGUAGGACAUCUUGACAAGCCACCAGCAAGAAGGUGGUAGCUUUGUGAUACUCAGGCAAGCUCAGCCCCAUGAUGGCUGCAGCCCCACUCUGGGUGGAUCCUUCUGCUUUAGGGCUUGGUCAGUCAACAGGAUUUUGAAUUUGCUCAGACAGCAAAGAUGCAGUGUUGGAAUUUCCCAACCCUCGUUUGAGGGAUGUGGGUUAAAGACAGAGCCUGCUUAUGGUGCUAAUGAGCUCCUUCUCAGACAUGCUUCUGUAAUACUGGUCCUUCCCCAGGCAAGGAGGCUCUUUAAUAAGGUCAUCUGGCCCCAUCAGCUGCAAGUUCCACGUUCCCAUCAUCACUAGCACCCUCUUUAUUUCAGCUUACCAGCUCUUUUUGCCAGUUACUCCAGCACCAUCAGGAAUCAGAUACCACUGGAGGACAGUUUUUCAACCCUCUGUAGAAGCUUCAGAGUCAACUUAUAAUUCUGACUCUCUGUUCCAUUAAGGUUACCACCCUCUGGCAUUCCUGAGCUAACAUAGCCAGCUGCUUACCAAGGACAGGUUUUGGUACUUCCCUGGUUUGGAAUGGUCUUCCUCUGGCCUGACUGGAACAUUUGGUGUGAUGAGAAGAACAGGUUUUCAACAGGUGGAAGCUGAGGUCUAAAUUAUGUGAAGCUGGCCACAUCUUUCCAAGAAGACAGAACAUCGGCAGCUAACUAAGGGGCUUGCCCUGUAAAGCCAAUGACAGUGAUACUGUCCUGUUUUAAAACAUUCCCUCACACACCCACCACUGCCAGCAGCUUGGAGUUUGGCCACAGGGUCAUGCCAUACCCUGGUUCAGCUUUCACCUGGUGACAGUAGGGUAAGGCCUUCUGUAGAGCAGUCCCUUCCUGCCCUGGAAGUGGACCCUUUCUGAAUAAGGUUAUUUAUUCUCUAAGUUAUUUAUUUAUUUGUUUGCACCCCUCUUCACCCCCAGUGGCACGUAUUUAUAGUGCUGAGGAGAAGUCUGGCAUACUGUUUCAAGCCAGUGCUGAAGUUAUGCCCUGGGCCUGUGACCAGCAAUUCCAAUUCUAUUUUCCCCACUUGGCCUGAGCAGAGGCAUUUCCCUCUUUCUCCUUUCCUGAUUUUAUAUUCCACACCCUUGAUUUGCAUUUGAAUAAACUAUUUUUGUACAAUAGCAACUUCCUGUAGCAAUAAAGCCUGAUAAGGCUGUGUGAAA
This is a messenger RNA of Sphaerodactylus townsendi, 2525 nucleotides long. RefSeq names its product ST3 beta-galactoside alpha-2,3-sialyltransferase 3 (gene ST3GAL3). The transcript is spliced from 4 exons. Bases 4 to 1110 code for a protein of 368 amino acids. NCBI's taxonomy places the organism in Eukaryota, Metazoa, Chordata, Lepidosauria, Squamata, Sphaerodactylidae. The record is from RefSeq and is a predicted model, not a curated record. Gene Ontology annotation, molecular function: sialyltransferase activity; growth factor activity; glial cell-derived neurotrophic factor receptor binding.